UUUCUCUCUUUUCGCUUUCUCCUACUCCAUUACACCCCGCAACUUUCCCAUCAAAUCAGCGCAGGGGCAUUCAUGUACGGGACACAGAGUCAUUGGCAAUAAGGUUCUCCGGAAAAGUGAAAUUCAGUGUCCCCCCAUUUUGCGCUGCUAUUCCUCCAGUCUUUCCCCAAAGAAGCAAAGUCAGAAAGGACCUCACAAUCCGAUUUCUGAGUCCCGUACCCCCUCCCUGGCACUCCCAAUGAUCCACAGCCCUCCUCUCUUGGGUUUCUCCGCAUGUCUGCUUUCUGCAGCAGGGCACCCCUGCACAUCCCGGCUUGGAGAGGGUAGAGGCGGGUCCCUCAGUCUUUGCACCUGCCCUUAGGGCGGGGCGGGGAGCCGAGGGCCGCCCCCUUCAGGGCGGCUGCGGUGUAGCCGAAGCGUGCGGGGCUCCUGUCUGCCAGCCUGCCUGCCAGCCAGCUCCAAGCCUAGUCUCCUCCUCCCCUUUCCCCUGUGUCCUCCCUCCCCUGCCCACCAGAACGCACCUCUAGCUAGCGUCUCCCUCCAACCUGCCCUCUCUUCUCCCCUCCCCUCCCCCAAGCGCCCGCUUUGCCUAGCACUUCGUACUCUCUGGCCACGGUCUCCUGCCUCUGCAGCCUGGUCCCUCUCCGUCCCUUGCCAUGGAGCCAGCCACAGACAGCGAGCACGGCAGCCCCUCAGAGCCCGGAACCCUACAGCCCCCCGGGGGCAGCUCGCCCUUAGCCACCGGCUCCCAGCCUUACCCAGGCCGAGAGCCACCGCAGGAGGAGCGGCACCUCCGGAUCAGCGAAAGCGGCCAGUUUAGUGACGGGCUGGAGGAUAGAGGUUUACUAGAAAGCAGCACAAGACUAAAACCUCAUGAGGCUCAGAACUACAGAAAAAAGGCAUUAUGGGUAUCCUGGUUCUCUAUCAUUGUUACAUUGGCACUGGCAGUGGCUGCCUUUACUGUCUCCGUAAUGAGGUACAGCGCCUCUGCUUUUGGGUUUGCUUUUGAUGCCAUCCUGGAUGUUUUAUCAUCGGCGAUUGUUCUGUGGCGCUACAGCAAUGCAGCGGCUGUACAUUCUGCCCACAGGGAGUACAUAGCCUGUGUGAUCUUGGGGGUGAUAUUCCUUCUGUCAUCUGUAUGUAUAGUGGUCAAAGCCAUCCAUGACCUUUCAACAAGGUUGCUCCCAGAAGUGGAUGAUUUCCUGUUCAGUGUUUCCAUUUUAAGUGGGAUCCUAUGCAGUGUCUUGGCUGUGUUAAAGUUCAUGUUGGGAAAGGUUCUGACAAGCAGGGCUCUGAUAACGGAUGGCUUCAACUCACUUGUAGGUGGAGUGAUGGGAUUCUCCAUUCUUCUCAGUGCAGAAGUGUUCAAGCACAAUGCAUCUGUCUGGUACCUGGAUGGGAGUAUAGGAGUGCUGAUUGGCCUGACCAUAUUUGCCUAUGGAGUCAAAUUACUCAUCGACAUGGUGCCUCGAGUGAGGCAGACCCGCCAUUAUGAAAUGUUCGAAUGAAGGUAGCUGGUGGGGGCAGAGCCAGUGUCCCAUACCCUGCAUCAGUAGCAUGAGGACUCUCAAAAGUACAGGCAAAUGGUGCCAACAUUAUUUAAUGGAACAUCCAAUUUCUUUUUGGGUAAUUUUCUUUUGUAAAGUCUUCUGACAGGAAGUAGAUCCAUCAAAACAGAUAAGUCUGUGCACUGCUCAUUUCCUCAGUACCACAGGCUCCCUUUCCCUAUUGAAGUGCACCAUUGAACCAUGCACAGGAGGGAGAGAUGAGGUCUUGAUUUUCCAACCCUAACCAGUGGACACCUUUUCAUUCUCUAGAGUGAAAAUCUUUUCAUGGAUAGGAUAAGACCUCUACCUAGUAACUGAGGCUCAUUUCACAAGAGUUCUACAUAGGACUUAGGAGCUAUUUCCAUGCAGUGAGGCUAAGGGGACCCAUAGCUUUCUCCUACCCAGCUGAUCCCUUGAAAGACAUCCAAGUAUGGCCCUCUAAUUUCUAAUGUAUUUAAUUGGUUUCAUACUGUUUUACUAAUCUUAAAUCUUAACCAAUUAGUUUAAAAGAAGCUACUCUAUUUUUAAAGUAAUUAGUGACACGUGUAUGAGCUUUGCAUGGACCAAUCAAGCACAUGUUCCUUUUCAGUGACCUUAAGAACUUGAAAGCAAUGAUUAAAAUGGAUCCAUUUUUUUGAGAAGUAAAAACUGAAGUCUUUUAUUUGUAAAAAAAAAAAUAAAAAUAAAAAUUAUAUAUAUAAUCUAUAUGCAUAUAUCUAUAUGCCCUGUUAAAAAUGGUAAAUGGUAUAUGAUGGUAUGUUUGUGAUGAUAUACUCUUCUCUAAAGAGCAGGAUGUUUUCAGUUGUGCAAUUUGUUAGAUUAGUCUCUUCUGUAAAAAUGUUCAUCCAACACAAGGCAUUCUAUACCUCUAGCACUGUUGCUUCUUCAAAGUAAUGGUGUAUGAUCAAUAAAAAUGUCUAUUUUAUAUGGUAUGGAAAGAUAA
This is a messenger RNA of Antechinus flavipes (yellow-footed antechinus), 2490 nucleotides long. It is a transcript of the gene TMEM163, whose product is annotated as transmembrane protein 163. The transcript has 8 exons. The record is from RefSeq and is a predicted model, not a curated record. Gene Ontology annotation, cellular component: synaptic vesicle membrane. The coding region runs from base 657 to 1508 and encodes 283 amino acids. Gene Ontology annotation, molecular function: zinc ion binding. NCBI's taxonomy places the organism in Eukaryota, Metazoa, Chordata, Mammalia, Dasyuromorphia, Dasyuridae.